AUGACCCUAGAAGUCGAGUCGACCGAUCGCCCAAGCUUGCGGCUGCCCAAUCCCCCUCCGCUGCUACACACGCGUUCGGGCAACGAACCUCUCGAUCGCCCCUCCACUCCUGCCGAAAAUGGCUUUACCAGCCCUGUUCAGACUCCUCAGGGCAGUCCAAGCAAAAGCAGAUUCCCACCGGGGGCCAUUGAUUUACCCAAUGUCUUCGACAAGGCCAUGAAAUUGAACCCCACCUCACCCACCAAGAAUACCUACAAUCACUACAACCAUCCUAUGUUCGCGCCACCCCAGGGCGCAGGAGAAGAUUUCAACGAAAGCGUCAUCCGUCAGCCUCAGGCAAGCCCGACCCGGAAGGGCAAUAAAGAAAACCGACCUCUUAGCCCCUCUCGAUUGGCGAAGAACCUCGGUCCCAACCCUGCGGCGGCAGCGAUCUCUCGUCACGAGCAUUACCAAACCCGCGAUAUGGAGAGUAUCCAACGACGUCAGGUCGCGAUGCGCGGGUUGACCCCAGAGGAGAUGGAAAAGCUGCAGGAUCCCCGAGUCAAGCGGUUGGUCAAUGUCACUCAGCUUUAUUUCCUGGAUCAUUACUUUGAUCUGCUUAGCUACGUUCAUAACCGUCAAAAUCGUUAUUCUCAGUUUCGAGCUGCAUACCCCGAGCCACCCGUGACAUCAAUGGACGAGUACGAGCCGGCCCUCCUAAAAUAUCUGGGGCGGGAACGCGCCCACCUGCGCAAACGACGCACACGACUCCGUCAACAUGACUUCCAGAUUUUGACCCAGGUUGGACAGGGCGGUUACGGACAGGUGUAUUUGGCGCAAAAGAAGGAUACGCGGGAGGUGUGCGCGUUAAAGGUGAUGAGCAAGAAGCUGUUGUUUAAGCUGGACGAAAUCCGACACAUUCUCACGGAGCGCGAUAUUUUGACGGCUGCCAAGAGCGAGUGGCUCGUCAAGUUGCUAUACGCCUUCCAGGACGAUGACCAGAUUUAUCUGGCGAUGGAAUACGUUCCCGGGGGAGAUUUUCGCACUCUGCUGAACAACACUGGAGUCCUGCAUAAUCGCCAUGCGCGGUAUUACAUUGCCGAAAUGUUCAGCUGCAUCGACGCUCUGCAUGCCUUGGGAUACAUUCAUCGCGACCUCAAACCGGAGAACUUCCUCAUUGACUCAACAGGUCAUGUGAAACUGACAGAUUUUGGCUUGGCAGCAGGCAUGUUGAAUCCUGGCAAAAUUGAGUCCAUGCGAGUGAAACUGGAAGAGGUGGGCAAUACCCCCGUGCCAUUUGGCCGGCCGAUGGAGCAGCGCAGCAUGGCCGAGCGGCGGCAGGGGUAUCGGACGCUGCGGGAGCGCCAGGUGAACUACGCCAAAUCCAUCGUGGGGUCACCGGAUUACAUGGCGCCGGAGGUGCUGAAGGGCGAGGAGUACGACUUCACGGUAGAUUACUGGAGCCUUGGGUGCAUGCUCUUUGAGGCGCUAGCCGGUUACCCGCCAUUUGCAGGCGCAACGGUGGAUGAGACAUGGCAGAAUCUGAAAAACUGGCAAAAGGUGCUGCGCAAGCCCGUGUACGAGGAUCCAAACUAUUUCCUGUCGCGCCGCACGUGGGAUCUGAUCACCAAACUUGUGGCAUCCAAGGACCGCCGCUUCAAGAAUAUCCAUGAGAUCCACGCCCACGACUACUUCAGCGAGGUCGACUUUGACCGAUUGCGCGAGCAGCGCGCACCCUUUGUUCCAGAGCUGGAUUCGGAGACUGAUGCUGGAUACUUUGAUGACUUUUCCAACGAAGCGGACAUGGCCAAGUACAAGGAGGUUCAUGACAAGCAACGAGCAUUGGAGGAAAUGGCGGACCGUGAUGAUAAGAUGAGCAAAGGACUAUUUGUAGGGUUUACAUUCCGGCAUCGGAAACCGGCCAUGGAUGGGAUGGGCCGCGGUUCGCCACGGAAGCCGAUUGCGACGGACGGAUCAUUUGGCACAAUGUUCUAA
Messenger RNA from Aspergillus tanneri, 1974 nucleotides. RefSeq names its product serine/threonine-protein kinase. Gene Ontology annotation, biological process: intracellular signal transduction; peptidyl-serine phosphorylation. Lineage: Eukaryota; Fungi; Ascomycota; Eurotiomycetes; Eurotiales; Aspergillaceae. The record is from RefSeq and is a predicted model, not a curated record. Gene Ontology annotation, molecular function: protein serine/threonine kinase activity; ATP binding. Gene Ontology annotation, cellular component: spindle pole body. The coding region runs from base 1 to 1974 and encodes 657 amino acids. The transcript is spliced from 3 exons.